GACACGCCUCUGAGGCCACGCCCCCAUCUGUUUUCAUGUGCGGUUUCCUCCCGGAGCUCCGAGUCCCGCCUCCGUUUUUAACGCUCCAACCGGAUGUUUUUUGUGCGUUUUUAUUGUUGUUGUGUAGCCUGAUGUAUUUCACCAAGGGGUGAAGCGGGAGGAAAGGUUUUCUAUCUCCGCCGAUGGACGCGUGGAGCUGGGCGUGUGGACGGCAGUGAUUCCCCUGGGCACCUGGAAGAGCGAGGGUGGUGUAGCAUGUCCAGGUGUUGAGGGUUCCUCCACCACCACCAUGCUGAAACGGCUGGAUAAGAAGAUCCGGUUCCGGGGCCACCGGAGGGACGACUCCCUGGACCUGGACCUGGACCAGUCCCCCCUGGACCAGUCCCCCAGCACCUCGGACAACGAGUGUGGGGACGACCCGGCACGGACCGGCUCCCCCACCCGGGACCCUGAGGACCUGCUGGACUCAGACACGCCCCCCCUGACCGACGCCCAGGCUGGUGCUGGUGCGAUGGCCGCAGAGGUCCAGGACUUCCAUAGGUUGGAGGCUGACCGCCUCACAGAAGUCAAGGGUCACCUGGAGAUAGCCCUGCUGGAGAAGCACUUCCUGGAGGAGGAGUUGAGGAGGCUGAGGGAGGAGGCGGGUGUGGAGGCGCUGAAGCAGGAGGUGGAGAAGGAGCGCUGCAAGAGGCUGGACGUCGAGACCAGACUAAACCAGCUCAUCAAGACCAGAUCUGAGGACCCUCCCCCUCCUCUGCUCCCUAAUGCCACGCCCCCCCAAGCUGACGGAACAGAGCCUCAGAGGGAGACAGUUUUUUCCCGCCUCCGGAGGUCCUGGUCUGAGCGAGUCUCCUCCCACCUCGAGGACUUCCACUUCCAGCCAGAGGAGGUCGUCACGGAAACGGAGGAGCCACUCAGCGCCAAGAGGCUGACGGAAAACAUGAGGCGACUAAAGCGCGGCCUGAAGCCAGUCACCAACUUCAAGAGGAACCUGGCGGCUCUGAGCAGCUGGUUCAGCGUCUACACCUCGGGCAUCGCCUUCAUCGUCUAUAUGAAUGCAGCGUGGUAUGGGUGGGUCAUCCCAGUGUUCCUCUUCCUCGCCAUCCUCAGACUCUCCCUCAACUUCCUCAUCUCAAGAGGCUGGCGGAUUCAGUGGAGUAUCGUUCCUCAAGUGUCAGACUCACUGGACCCUCCUAAAGAUGACCUCACCGUCUCUGAGAAGUUCCAGCUGGUCCUGGAUGUAGCUCAGAAAGCACAGAACCUGUUUGGGAAGAUGGCUGACAUCCUGGAGAAGAUAAAGAAUCUGUUCAUGUGGGUACAGCCUCAGAUGACCCAGAAGCUUUACGUCGGUCUGUGGCUGGCCUUCAUCUCCUCCUGCCUGCUGCCCUACGACCUGCUGGGCUUCACCAUAGGUCUGUACGCUGGCAUUAAGUUCUUCAUCAUCGACUUCCUCUACAAGAGCUGUCCCAAGCUGAGGGCCAAGUACGACACGCCCUACAUCAUCUGGACCAGCCUGCCCACCGACCCCCAGCUCAAGGAUAGGGGAGCCCCCCCCCUUCACCGACGGACGCCUUCCACAGCCUCCCGCAGUUACCGAGCAACCAGCCCGCCCCCGGGGCCGGGUAGGGAGGAGGAGGGCGGGCGGAACAACUCCAAGAAAGGAGCGUUCCAUGAAGUGUUCAACCUUGACGAGAAGGAGCGCCCCCUAGCAGUGUGUGAGAACGGCUGGAGGUGUUGUUUGAUCAACAGAGAUCGUAAAACACCGUCUGACUACAUCCGCAACGGAGUCCUGUACGUCACAGAGAAUUUUCUAUGUUUUGAGAGCUCUAGCUCGAGGUCCAGUGCCUAUAAGAAGAACAAGGUCAUCGCUCUGCUGGACAUCACCGACAUCCAGAAGUACAAAGUUCUGUCUGUGCUGCCCGGGUCUGGGAUGGGCAUCUCCAUAGCAACGCCCUCCACUCAGAAGCCUAUGGUGUUUGGUGCUAUGAUCCACAGAGACGAGGCGUUUGAGGCCAUUUUCUCUCAGUACAGCAAGACUUUGACCGCGACCUCCGACCCCUAGGACCUCCCCCCCUCCUUCAUUGUGUCUUUUAUCUCGUCUUUCACUGCUGGACACCAGCUCAUUGACACACACACACACACACACACAGACUCACACACACACAGCCAGGGGAAGUGUUAUUUCAUAAAGUGUUUGUGAGCUAGUUAGCAGCUAACUAGCUUAGCUUCCAGUUGUUGGACCACACUGAACAGUUUGACCUAAAUCCUCUUUAAUAAUCUGAAUGUUGGUGUAAAGCACAGAAUAUCAUGUUGGUCUUUUAUCGUCAAAUCUCUCAGCCUCUGCACUUAUUUGUGAGGUUUUGUACUAAUCCUGUUGAAUCAUUUCCUUGAGGUUGUAGGUUUGAUUCCAUGUGGGUUAGGUUAGGUCAGGGGCCAAUUUUUAGACACAGAAUCCGAUAUUUAUAAGUCCCUGGUCAAAAAGUCCAAACGUUGAGAGUGAAUGCUUAAGUCAGAUGGAUGAAGAAACCUGUGAUUUGAUGAUGGAGUGCGUCAGUACUUCCUGUCAGAAGCUCAGGGUUCACUGGGUAGGCAGGGGGAGGGGGGGAGGCGUUUGAUUGACAUCUGCCAGACACGUCACACGGAUCGGUUUAACCUAGUGAAGCUAGUCUACCACCCAAUUAAUAAUGACAGACAGACAGACAGAUAGGCCGACGUACAGACAGACAGACAGACAGACAGACAGACAGACAGACAGACAGACAGACAGACAGACAGACGUACAGACAUAUAGACAGACAGACUCCUCUAAAUUAAGAGAUAAGAGUGACAGCUGUGUUUAUCCUGCCAUGACUCCUCUGUGAACAGUCUGCCAUUUUGUAUCACUUUGACUGCUCACACUGGACACCAACAUUACUGAAACAGACCCAAACAGAAGCAGAUCAUAGAUUUGGUCGACCAGGGACUCAAACUCGCACCCCGACUCUGACUCGAGUGAAGCUGUGACUCAUGACAUUGAGUUCAAAACAGCUGAGUCCAAUCUCCAGUAACGAGCUCACUGAACCUCAGAGGUUCAUCCUGGAGACCGGGGGUCACAAUGGUCUCUGAAGGCCUUCGUCUGUCUCCCUCCAUGUCCUUCCUAUUUCAGUCCUCUCAUUGGUGGAAACCUAAGGGGUUAAUUAGCACUGUGUCACCAUGGUGAUGACGGUACUCUCGACGGUACGCUCAGUGGUGACAGAGCCUUCCUGUCCUGACCUCAGUGAGGAGGACGUUACCGUGGUGACGGUCAUCGUUUAGUAGGUCAUCUUGACAUGGUGUCGUCACAGGGUGACGGUGUAUUUACAUGACUACAACUCCCAUGAUGCACUCUGAUGUACGAGUGCGAUACCUGCCUAGCCCGACAUGCCCUACAUGGGGGUUUUAUACUGCAUGGAUCAAAUGUCUUUCUGCAACUUAUUCUGCUGUUAAUAAGUAUUGAUUCUCUUAAUUUUUGUACAUUUUAUUAAACAUAUACAAAACAUA
Molecule: messenger RNA, 3519 nt
Organism: Gadus macrocephalus (Pacific cod)
Lineage: Eukaryota; Metazoa; Chordata; Actinopteri; Gadiformes; Gadidae
Product: GRAM domain-containing protein 4-like
Exons: 19
Coding region: 290-2062 (590 amino acids)
Biological process (GO): apoptotic process; negative regulation of toll-like receptor 9 signaling pathway
Source: RefSeq, a predicted model, not a curated record